UUUAGCUUCCUGAACCAUCCUAUAGCUACUUUAAGUAGUUGCAAACGGUUUCUGUGACUCACAGGAGAAGAAAGAAUGUCAGGUCCUCAGUGCUGCUCAAACCCUCCGACCCUCAACCCUUCCAGCGGCACCGGCCAUGUCGAAAAGCUCGGCGGUCUCGACUCCUAUGUCACUGGCUCCCCUGACUCCAAGCUCGCCGUCCUUCUCGUCUCUGACAUUUUUGGAUUUGAAGCUCCAAACUUGAGGAAGCUUGCUGACAAAGUUGCAGCUGCUGGGUUCUUCGUUGUGGUCCCCGACUUCUUGAACAAAGACCCUUAUGUGCCUGAAGAUGCCAAUAGACCUCUUCCUGUUUGGAUAAAAGAUCACGGACCGGACAAGGCAUUUGAAGAUGCAAAGCCAGUUCUUGAAGCUCUAAAAAGCAAAGGUGUUUCUGCAAUUGGGGCUGCUGGCUUCUGUUGGGGAGCCAAGGUUGUGGUUGAACUUGCAAAGCACGCCUUAAUCCAAGCUGCUGUUCUGUGUCAUCCUUCAUUUGUCACUGUGGAUGAUAUCAAAAAGGUUAAGGUUCCGAUUUCUAUACUUGGAGCUGAGAUUGAUCAGAUGUCCCCGCCUCAACUCGUGAAACAGUUUGAAGAGGUUUUAACUGCAAAUGAGGUUAAGAGCCAUGUGAAGAUAUUCCCGAAAGUGUCACACGGGUGGACGGUGAGGUACAACGUCGAAGACAAAGCAGCUUGUAAAUCUGCCGAGGAGGCUCAUCAAGAUUUGUUGGAGUGGUUCUUAAAGCAUGUCAAGGGAGUGACGUUGUCAGCGUAGUGGUUUUCCUUAUCUUAUCAGCUGCUCUCUAUUAGUAGUGAUUAAAUAAUGCCUCUGGGAGUUUUAUGUACCAGUAUUUCAGCUGCUCUCUAUUAGUAGUGAUUAAAUAAUGCCUCUGGGAGUUUUAUGUACCAGUAUUUCUUUGUAAGGUUUUGUAGUUUGAACUGGACUGGACCGGCGUCCUCCAUGUAACCCGGAAGAACCUCGGACACCAUUUUGUUGUCAUAUAAGUAUACUAGUUGGGGACGCCAUAUGGUUAUGCCUCCCACCAAAAA
Molecule: messenger RNA, 1085 nt
Organism: Pyrus x bretschneideri (Chinese white pear)
Lineage: Eukaryota; Viridiplantae; Streptophyta; Magnoliopsida; Rosales; Rosaceae
Product: endo-1,3;1,4-beta-D-glucanase
Exons: 7
Coding region: 76-810 (244 amino acids)
Molecular function (GO): hydrolase activity
Source: RefSeq, a predicted model, not a curated record